GCGAAUGCCGCCAAAAGCGUGAACCUUUUAAAAAAUACACCCCUACUAGUGGUUGCAGCAGCAGAGAAGAGAGAGAAGAAGAUGGCGAAGGUAGAGAGCAGCUGCGGAUCUUCGCGAUGGGCUCUCAUCGGAAUGAAGGCUCUUGUCACUGGUGGCACUCGUGGAAUCGGGCAUGCGAUUGUGGAGGAACUAGCUGAAUUAGGGGCUACGGUACACACCUGUUCUCGCAACGAAGCUGAGCUCAACCAUUGCUUGCAAGAAUGGACCGGUAAGGGUUUCGCAGUCACCGGUUCGCUCUGUGAUGUAUCGUCUCAAGACCAACGCCUACAGCUCAUGGAAAAGGUGUCUUCUCUUUUCACUGGCAAGCUCAACAUCCUUAUAAACAAUGUUGGGACAAACAUAAUGAAGAAAACCGCUGAGUAUACAGCUGAAGAAUAUUCGCAACUGAUGGCUACCAACUUUGAAUCUACUUACCAUUUAUGUCAACUUGCAUAUCCUCUUCUAAAAGCAUCUGGAGUUGGAAGCAUUGUCUUCAUUUCCUCUGUUGCUGGUCUGGUGCACACUUCUUCUGGAUCCAUAUAUGGAGCAACUAAAGGUGCAAUAAAUCAACUGGCAAAGAAUUUGGCUUGUGAGUGGGCUAAGGACAACAUCCGAUGUAAUUCUGUUGCACCCUGGUAUAUCAGAACGUCACUCGUGGGGGAUACGCUAGAUAACAAGGAGCUCCUAGAAAAAAUUAUAUCUAAAACCCCUCUUAUGCGGGUUGGAGAACCAAAGGAAGUCUCGUCCCUGGUGGCAUUCCUUUGUCUACCUGCUGCUUCUUACAUCACAGGGCAGGUCAUUUCUGUGGAUGGAGGAAUGACUGUGAAUGGCUUUGAACUGUGAGUGGUUUCUUACGGAACUACUUUACUAGAAAAGAAGAGUGCCAAUAAGCAAGCCAUUUCCCCCACUCCACGCACAGUGGAACAAUCCUAAAACACUUUACUUUGUUGUAAAAUGUUCCUAGUGUUUUUAGUAAAAUGUUCCUAGUGUUUUUAGUAAAAUUUUAUUUCAGUAAUGCACUGUUCCUGACUGGUGAGUGGCAAUGAUGCACUGUUUUUAGUGAAAUGUUAUUUCAGUAAUGUGUGUGUGUGUUUUUAGUAAAAUGUUAUUUCAGUAAUGCACUGUUCCUGACUGGUGAGUGGCAAUGAUGCACUGUUUUUAGUAAAAUGUUAUUUCAGUAAUGUGUGUGUGUGUGGGGUUGGGGGUUGAGGAAUUGGUCUUAGAUUUGGUUAUCAUGGAUUUUUAUUUUUUAUUUUUUUUAACAUAUGUAACUGUGUUAUUUUCUUUUUCAUAUUAUUGAAUAUGAUUUUUUUUUUUAGUAUAUUUAAUUAUAUGAACUCAAUUUUGAAAUAAGAAUGAAUAAUCUAAAGAAUUAUUGUGAAUAUUCUAUUUAGAAUCAAUUUUUUCCAU
This is a messenger RNA of Cornus florida, 1449 nucleotides long. Its product is annotated as tropinone reductase homolog At5g06060-like. Gene Ontology annotation, molecular function: oxidoreductase activity. The coding region runs from base 82 to 882 and encodes 266 amino acids. The record is from RefSeq and is a predicted model, not a curated record. NCBI's taxonomy places the organism in Eukaryota, Viridiplantae, Streptophyta, Magnoliopsida, Cornales, Cornaceae. The transcript has 5 exons.